Molecule: messenger RNA, 2951 nt
Organism: Bactrocera latifrons
Lineage: Eukaryota; Metazoa; Arthropoda; Insecta; Diptera; Tephritidae
Gene: CARPA
Product: carbonic anhydrase-related protein 10
Exons: 8
Coding region: 1946-2944 (332 amino acids)
Molecular function (GO): carbonate dehydratase activity; zinc ion binding
Source: RefSeq, a predicted model, not a curated record
CAAAAACUGUUUGUAUUACAGGAAAUAUAGAUAUAUAAAUAAUUUAUAUAAUUUUUUUCAUAAAAAAAAUACGCGUUGUAAAAGUGUGUAUUUAAAAGUCGUAAAAAAGAAUACUUCCGAAAAGCAGUGUGAAAUUUCGCACCAACACCGUUAACCGCAGCUUUGCGCGCAGCCGGCAGCACAAUUUACUGUUGGCCGAAAUUGCGGUCGCUUAACGCCGGUGCAGCGCACCUGCCACCGCGGCCACACAGCAAACUCGCAGCAGCCAGCGACCAGCUGCAAGAACAAACGCUGAGCUUACUACUCUGUACAGUUAUGGCUCAAAGCAAGGCGGCUACUAAAAAUAGUGAAAGAAAGUUUAAAUAGUGCUUUCCUAAAAAGCGGUGCAGGAAGACUCGUAGCUGAAAGCAGUGUAAUCAAACGUGUGCAAAUAAGUGGCGCACAGAACAUACAAAGGAAAUAGCGGAAAUAAGAAAAAACGCCGCCGAAAUUGUUGACUAUGGCGUCAGAGUCGCCACAGCCUCUCUAGGCAACGUGCCACAGCUGUGCAACAACACAAAAUAACAAAAGAGGAGCAAAAAAAGUAUAUGUGAAAUUAUUGGCGGAAAUGAAGCAUGCAACUUGUGUCCAUUGCUGGCGGUACCUCAUGGAAACAGUCAUACAGCAUUCAAUAGCCGACAGCUAGCAACGCUGGGCUGUGACAUAAACGAGACUAUCAGUAGCAGCUGCAAUAUCAAGUGCUACGACAGCUUAGCUCAUCCGCUCCGCAACGCCACCUCGGCCACACUUGCCGCUAGAGCCUGUACAACGGCCAACAGCGCGCCACAUCAAAGUGUCGAGGAAGCAAGUAGAGGAAAUUAAAAUUUGCAUGUGAAAGGAGCCAAGUCCUUGCAUUGCCUGGCAUUCACUUUCAACGCUGUCUGAGCUUUCGGCACACAACGCUUAAAACGUGUGGACUUGUGCCGAUUGCCACGGCGCAAAAAAUCAGACCGAGCAUUUCGCACUGACAACGGAGGCGGCCGGCCGGCUUUAGUGCACUUUUUAUGUGUGUGUGGCGCCACGCGUUGAGUAAAAAAUAUACGCAAUAAGCGAAGGCGCAGUGGCUGUCGAAGUGGAAAAAAUUGUGUAAACAACAACAAGUACAAAUAUAGCAGGCAAAAGAGUUGGCGCAAAUCAACACCAUUGCUAACUGCAAUUUCAAUUUCUGUGCUGCGCCGCAACGCCGACGUAGGCAAUCUUGUUUGCCCUGCAGCCAACGGAGGCGCAGCAAGUGUUAAAUGAAAACUGAAGAGUGAGGUGUGAGGAGUGAAGAGUGUUCAGCGCGGAGUGAUAAGUGUAUAGUGUUUUCUAUUAACGCUUUCUCGCAAAAAACGAAACCGAGUUAGUACGCCUGUGUGCGUGAGUGUUUUUUAACGGUAAAUACAAGCACUUGCACGCCUAGACCGCGUAAGAGACGGCGCUGUUUGUGGCAUUAAUUACACAGUCCCUAGCUGGUAGCAGCAACAAAGCAAGCUUGGUGCCCCGCAACCACCCACAGCCUUACGUGUGGCAAGUAAAUGUCAGUACGCUUCGUGGUUGUUGAGUGUCACUGUCAUUGCCACAAAGGAUAACAACGCCAGCCAGCGAGCAAUAACAAUACUAAACCAGCAACAGAGUGGCACGCACGAACUGCAACAGUGGUACAUGCCACAUGCUACAUGAAUGCAUGCCAGCAUUUAUCCGUACCAACUUCAGCUUAGACUUUUUGCAUAACAAUCAACCGAGCGAACAAUCGAACUUGCACGCGUGCAGGCCAUGCCACAUGCGGCAUGCAGCUGCCACUGCUGAAGCAGCAACUAUUACUCAACUCUAAUACCAAGUGCUACUUGCAGUAGCACCCAUAUAGUCGCCGUUAUUGGCAGGACCCACCGCAUCGUUAGCAUACAGCGCCGACUGCAGCAACAGCAUGACGUCAGCGACGUCCGCCUCGGCGCCUUCGCGCGCCUCUGGAUUUAUCGCUUAUUCAGCAAUCGUUUUGCUUUGCACUUCCGGAAUCAAAGCCAGCUGGGAAGAAUGGUGGACAUAUGAUGGCAUAUCCGGACCAAGUUUUUGGGGCCUUAUCAAUCCACAAUGGAAUAUGUGCAACAAAGGGCGGCGCCAGUCACCAAUAGACAUAGUGCCCGACAAAUUACUCUUCGAUCCAUAUUUGCGGCCAUUGCACAUCGAUAAGCACAAGGUUUCCGGUACACUACACAACACAGGUCAAUCGCUCGUCUUCCGCGUCGACAAGGACACAAAGCAGCCGGUGAACAUCACUGGCGGCCCACUUGCCUAUCGCUAUCAAUUCGAGGAGAUUUACAUACACUACGGCACUGAGAACAGUCGGGGGUCAGAGCACUACAUACAGGGCUACAGUUUCCCCGGCGAGAUACAAAUCUACGGCUUCAACAAGGAACUCUAUCACAAUAUGUCCGAGGCGCAACACAAGUCACAGGGCAUUGUGGCGCUCUCGCUCAUGGUGCAAAUUGGGGACACGCCAAACCCCGAACUGCGAAUUAUUACCACCACUUUCAACAAGGUUUUGUACCGAGGGUUUUCCACACCCAUCAGGCACAUAUCAGUGCGAUCACUGUUGCCAAAUACGGAUCACUACAUCACGUACGAAGGAUCCACAACGCAUCCUGGUUGCUGGGAGAGCACCGUUUGGAUAAUUGUAAACAAACCCAUUUAUAUCACAAAGCAAGAGUUGUACCAACUCCGACGACUGAUGCAAGGCUCCGAGAGUACACCGAAAGCGCCACUAGGCAAUAAUGCGCGUCCCGUGCAAGGACUACACCAUAGAACCGUAAGGACAAAUAUAGACUUUAAGCGUAAUAAGAAUCAAAACUCAUGUCCGACCAUGUACAAGGACAUGUAUUACCGAGCGAAUCGCUGGUCACCGGACACCGGCUUAUUGAUUCGUUGACCCAACA